GUGGGCGGGCUCAGCAAUCGGCAGCGCCAGGCUCUGUUAGCCAAGUCUGAGCAUCGCGGAGGAUGCGGCGCUGCGAGCGGCUGCUGGGACACGCGCAAGGUGAACGCGGGGGCUGCCUGCGCGACGCCCAGGUGAGGAACUGGCAAAGGAAGGGGGCAAUGGUGGGGCCCAGGCAGGGAGCAUGGCCUGCAGCCCCGGUCUCAGCAGGGCGCAGAAGGCCCUGCACCAGAGCCCACCCCCACCCAGGACACUGCGGGGAAGGCGCGGAGCCAGGGGCCAGGAGAAGGAGGACGAGAGGUAACCUGAGAUGGGCCAGCUCCCAGACGCUGCCCUGCACUGCCCUCUCCCUAGACCCUGAGACAAGGAGAUACCCUUCCCCCGCCCCCAAAAAACACAUUUCUCCAGCAGCUGGAACCUAGUGCUGGGCAGCCCCCCUCUUUGUCCGCAGAUGCCCACAUCUCCUGGAUUGGGGGUGGUGAGCAGAUGGCAUAUGCUUAUUGAAGGCCCAGCUCAGCUGUCUCCUCCUCUGCAAAGCUUUUUGGACUCCCUGUGCAAAAUGAUCUACAGCGCGUUUCACAAUGCCUAGUAUGACUGUGUGACCUUGGGCUUAUCCAGUGAGGACUGGAAGUUGAGGGUUCUAGACCCAGGCAUCAGAGCGGACCAUGGCCUCCAGCCCAUGGGGCCAUGUACAUGGCCUCCUGCUGCUAUUGCUGCUGCUGUCUCUGGGGGCGGGCCCUGCCCUGGGUGGGAGCCUUCCCAAGGCACAAGAGGACUGGGAGCCACACCUGAUCCCAGGAGCCCACCCCAGGGGCCCUGUUGGCACAGAGCCCGAAGCCUUCCUCUGGCAGAAGCCCAGAGAUGAGAGCCCUUGGAACUCCAGUGUCCCCCAGGUCCGUGCGGAGGAGGUGCCUCAAAGGAUCGAAGACGCUCCGCUUGGCCCAGCCCUGCAUGGACCUCAAGCAGCCCAGGGGGCUCAGAGAGAAGGACUCCCAGUAACUGAUGACUUCCAGGUGGCUCAAGGGCCACAUUCUCAGGGCUGGACAGGACCUCCUGACUCACAGGAGCCUCUGGAGCAAGAUGCACCAGCACCCCAUCCAGUGGGGUCCCCCCACCUCACUUUCAUCCCAACAACUCCCCGACUCCAGCUCAGGGUACCCACAGUUCCUCCCUCUCCAAGGGGGCCUGGAGGCCAAGUGGGACAGCGACCAGUGAGAGAUGAGGGUCUGGUUGCUGAAGCCAAGCCCAGGGUCUCAGAGACAUCCCCCUCCGCCCACCAGGGUCCUCCCCACACUCUUGCACCCGACUCAGGCACUAUCAGGAGGCCAGUGCUGGAAGAACAGGAUGGGGGUGAGGAAGACUACCAAGAGGCAGCUCAAGGCCCCAUCUUCACCCAGCAGGAUCCAGCAGCCUCUGUGACUGGCUCAGUAUCCCCAGUUGAGGUGGCAUCCACUCAGGAGCCUGGGUUCCAGCCAGACCUGACAGUGACCAGAAGGCUUCCUCCUGCCAACGAGCUGCCAGCUGAGCCCCCCAAGAAGGCUAAAGGUGGGGAGAUCUGGGCAGUCAGUUUUCCAAGUCCCUCACUGAAGCAGGCUGACUUCCAUGAUGUUCAGGGCUCUCCAGGACCCAAACCUUCAGGUCCUCCAGCCUCAGAGACUCCUCAUGAGCAGCACAAGCCAGAGAUAGCAGCAAUGAAUGGAGCAGACCCCAUCUCUCCCCAGAGGGUGAGAGGAGCAGUGGGGGCCCCAGAAACUCCCAAGGCCCUCAUCCCCCCUGGCCCCUCGGACCCGGGACCAGCUACAAACCAAACGGAAAGUCCUGUGAGGACCCUGCAGCCAGACGAAGCCGAGGAGUGGCCGGGGCGCCCCCAAAGCCAUCCCCCAGCACCCCCAGUCCAGGCCCCCUCGACGUCACGCCGGGGCCUCAUUCGGGUCACCACACAGCGCGCCCUGGGACAGCCAGCUCCUCCGGAGCCCUCAGCCAGCUCCAUGGCAUCUGCCCCAGCCUCUAGCCCCCCGGCCAACGCCACCGCACCCCCCCUGCGCUGGGGUCCCCUUCGGCGGGUGCUGAGCUUUUCCUGGGAGCUGCACGUCUAUGGGGUAGGGGUGCUCUUUCUGCUGCCGGCGUUGCUGGCAAUGGCCUCUCUGGCAGCCGCCUCUACGGGGCCCUGGCUGGCACUGGUGGCGGCAGUGCUGGUGCUCCUGGCAUCGGGGCUGCGGUCUGCCUACAUGCUUGCCGACCCCUACGGCUCGCAGGCGCGGCUGGGCUUACGCGCAGGCCUGGUGCUCUAAAACCUACCCUUCCCCUUGCUGCUCACCGCGCUGGCGGCCCUGACCCUGCUAGGACUGGGUGCGGGGCUGCCCCCGCAGCUGCAGAACCCGCUCCUGCUCGGAGUCCUGGCGUUGACUCACGGCGUGGGGUUGCUCGCUACAGACCUGCUGUCGUCGACGCCGGGCCUGCGCGGUCUGGCCUCCCCGCCGCCUGGGGGCGCGCUGCGGCCGCGCCGGGGCAGCCAUCCGGACACUGAGCUCGACGGUGCGGGCUCCUUGCUCCGUGGCCGCUGCCGGUCGCUCAGCGACGUGCGCGUCCGCGGGCCGGUCCCACCACACGUAGUGGAUGAGCCGGAUCAGGUGGCUUCUGGCAGCUCCAUAGACAGCUUCUCCCGGGGCUCGCUCAAGAUCAGCUGGAACCCGUGGCGCCACGGGCUGUCGUCGGUGGACAGUCUGCCCCUAGAUGAGCUGCCCAGCACGGUGCAACUACUGCCAGCCCCAGCCACUGCAACUGCUCCCAGCCGGCCCACAGAACCCCGGAGUGAGGCCCAGCCUUCCUGCAAGCCAGGGGACUCUCGCAGCGCCUCCAGUGACACCAUUGAACUCUGAGCCAACUCCACACUGUUGCAGGACCAGCCUUCAGUGACCAUGUGGCAUGGCCGACUGGGACAGUUGAGCCCUUAAAAAACUGGCAUCCUGGGGCCUGAACCUGAUUGCAGCCCCUGGAAGCAGCCAGGAGUGUCCCCAACCCCCAUCUGCGUUUUUUGUUUUUAAAAUAUCUCUAUUUUUUUCCAGCAGGUAUUUUGCACAGAGGCUGUGAUUUAUAUGGAAUACAGGGUGGACAUGCAUGGAUUUGGGUAUGGGGAAUGGGGUCCAGGUGCCCCAAACACUCCUCCAGACUCCCCAUUGUGGAAGGAUGAGGCUCGCUUGUCUAGAUUGAAUGUCCUCUUUGUGCCAAAGAAAUAAACCUUUAGGACUUGG
Molecule: messenger RNA, 3248 nt
Organism: Myotis davidii
Lineage: Eukaryota; Metazoa; Chordata; Mammalia; Chiroptera; Vespertilionidae
Gene: PRRT3
Product: proline rich transmembrane protein 3
Exons: 5
Source: RefSeq, a predicted model, not a curated record